Orbicella faveolata is the source of this 3692-nucleotide messenger RNA. Its product is annotated as amidophosphoribosyltransferase-like. The record is from RefSeq and is a predicted model, not a curated record. Gene Ontology annotation, biological process: purine nucleobase biosynthetic process. Gene Ontology annotation, molecular function: amidophosphoribosyltransferase activity. NCBI's taxonomy places the organism in Eukaryota, Metazoa, Cnidaria, Anthozoa, Scleractinia, Merulinidae.
UUUGAUUUCCCCCGGCGUUUUCAAAUGAAUAGUUGUAAGUUCUUAGCGAGCGAUCUCUGCGAACAGGAAGUUUAACUGAUCGAUUCCUUGAAGUAUGUAAUCUUCUUAAUUUUCUUCAUAUUGGACCACACUAUACACCUGUGACACCUGCGGUAGUAUAUAGAGAUCGAUCCAAGCGUCGGAGACCAUUGUCAAGAUGGCGUCUGAGGAAACUGGACUAACACAUGCUUGUGGUGUUUUUGCGUGUAUAAGAGCCGAUGGAGUUUCUUCAGCAGAGGUUGAUGUUGCUAGUAUAAUCUCCCUUGGGUUAGUUUCCCUUCAACAUCGGGGUCAAGAGAGUGCAGGAAUAGUGACCAAUGAUGGUAAAAGGUUUCACCAGCACAAAGGAAUGGGAUUAGUGAACUAUGUGUUUCAAGAACAGCACAUCAAAUCCCUGCCAGGUCAUAUGGGUAUUGGACAUACGCGCUACUCAACAGCUGGAUCAUCUGAACUUGUCAACUGUCAGCCAUUUGUUGUGGACACCAUACAUGGACACAUGGCAGUGGGACACAAUGGUGAACUUGUCAAUGCAAAGGCAUUAAGAAAAAAGGUUCUCUUACAAGGAACUGGUCUCUCAACUGGAAGUGAUAGUGAGGUAAUCACACAGCUGUUGACAGCUACUCCGCCAUGUGGAGAACCAGAUGGCCCUAACUGGACAGGAAGAAUUUAUGAAAUGAUGCAGCUGACGCAGUUGGCAUACUCGCUUGUCAUCAUGACACAGGACUGCAUCUAUGCUGUCAGGGACCCUCAUGGCAAUCGUCCUUUGUGUAUUGGCAGACUAAUGAGUUUAAAUGAGAGCCCUCAGUUGUCACGUCUCGGUGGAGAAAUUGUCGAGAAUGGAGAAAUCUCUGAUGAUGAUAGCACACUAGGGUGGAUCGUGUCUUCGGAGUCUUGUGGCUUUCAUUCAUUUGGAGCUUCCAUGUGUAGAGAAGUGAAGCCUGGCGAGAUUGUGAAGUUGACCACAAAUGGUUUCAAGUCCAUGAGGAUAGUGUCUCUUGAAAACCCAGAGAAGCCUCCCUCAUUCUGCAUCUUUGAAUAUGUGUACUUUGCACGGCCGGACAGCAUGUUUGAGGGACAGAUGGUUUACAGUGUGCGGCAACGAUGUGGGGAGCAGUUAGCCAUAGAAGCGCCAGUCGAAGCAGAACUAGUGAGCACAGUCCCAGAGUCUGCAACCCCAGCAGCCCUGGGGUACUCCUUACAAACUGGCAUUCCUUACGUCGAAGUCCUCACCAAAAAUCGUUACGUUGGACGCACAUUCAUUCAACCAAGCAACAGGCUUCGGAAGCUUGGUGUUGCCAGGAAAUUUGGUCCUCUGUCAAUGAAUUUUAAAGGAAAGAGAGUUGUACUUGUUGAUGAUUCUAUUGUGCGUGGAAAUACAAUGGGUCCCAUUAUUAAGCUUUUGAAGCAGGCUGGUGCUGGAGAGGUGCACAUUCGAGUGGCUUCACCCCCAGUUAAGUAUCCCUGUUAUAUGGGAAUCAAUAUUCCCACAAGAGAGGAGCUGAUUGCAAACAAGUUGAAUGCAGAUGCACUAGCAAAGGAGUUAGGGGCAGACAGCCUGGUGUACCUGAGUUUAGAAGGCUUAAAGACAGCUGUGCAGUCGGGCAUACCUAAUCCUGCUGGGAAAAAGACUGGGCACUGUACUGCAUGUUUGAAUGGACAGUACCCUGUUGAUCUGCUGGACUGGUGAAUUGAAAACUAUUGUAAUCACUAAAUAUGAAUAUUUUGAUACUAAACCCACCAUUGAGGUUAAAUUUAGAACUGAGAUGCUUUUAAUUAUUAAUUUAUAGUUAUAAAAUGUGGUUAUGACUAGACAGUCAGAUGUUGUUACCAGCAAGAGUGCUCAAGUACUUUCCCCUUUUGUAUACUUCAUGCAAAACAAUAACAAGUUAUUUAUUAAGUGAGAACAUAUUUUUUCCUUUCUGAGAAGAAGUACAGUUAUAUUAAAUUUUGGUUUAAGUUCCAUCUGUAACAAUUGAUAGAUGCUUAAUUUAUAAGUUUUGUACAAAGGUUGCUAAAUUAUAUACAUUUUAAGUUAGACUGUAUCAGUUGGUGGGGACAAUGACAAACAGUACAUUUCUCUGGGAUGAUCCAGGACCAAUGUUAUGAUCCAAGAUCACCUAUGGUGCAUCAGAGGAGCCAGUGAAAGGUUUCUUUGAAACAUUAUAAUCUGAGUGAACUUGGAUCAUAAAUAUUGUCAUCUGGACCUUCCCAAAGGAAUGCACUCAAGUAUACUCCAGUGACAGUCCAACUGUCCAUUAGGGUGUGGUUUCCAUUAGUGCAGGUUUCACUGUACUGAUUGCAUGAGAAAACUCAUGACAGGAAGUCAGGAACUCUUCAUCUUCUUUUUACCCAGAUUUGAAAUUGCUCCUAAGCCAAACCAAUUGUGUGCAAAUUUUUUUACCAUGUUUUCAACGAAAGAUUGACGCUUUAUGAACCAUUAGAUACUAAGUCAUAAUAAGGAAAAUUGUUUAAUGUGUGUUUACCAUAUGUUUCUUACUAUGAGAAUUUUUACAAAACCAGUUUCAUGGAGGGGUGGCGAAUGGUCCCUCAAAAACUCUAGGCCUUGCAAAAUUUUAGUAGAAUUUCAUGGCUCUUGUAGUCUCCUUUGUUGUGGUUAUCUGCAUAUCAUAGUCUUGAUUUUUAAACAAAGCUGUCACAGUCUAAGGCUAAGCAAAAAUGAAGUACCAAACUCUUGAUUCAGUUUGGUUGUUUGUUUGUUUGUUUGUUUUUGUGAAAUGACAUCUUUUAGUGUAUUGAUAAUAAAACAGACUUUACGAUUUCUGAGGAAAGCUUAAUCGUAAAUCCUCUUAAAUUGAAUUAAGCAAGCCACAAUAGCUCACAAUGAAACCUUGUGGAGCUGUGUAAUAAUAGGCGAUUAACAUGAUGGCAUCAUUUGACUACAGCUACCAGAAUCCUUCACUCUGUCUGCCUGUUAUGCUAAUUAGAGCAAUUGUUCUUUAAACCCCACUGGGACUUUAAAAUUUCAAUAAUAAAGAAAAGACAAAAGGAAUUCUGGUAGUUGUAAUCAAAUGACAGCAACAUGCAAAUCUGCUAUUAUUAACUGUUGACAGUUUUUCAGAUUUGACAUCUUGUACAAGCAUUUACAACUGAAGGCUCCCUACAUACAUGUGUGUUUCAUAUAUAUACAACAAAGUAUACAGUAAAUAAAUUCAAAAAGGGAGACUCAGAACAUCUCAAGCUUGCACUAAAACACUUUUGAGGUCUUGGUCUCAGAAUUUCACAAGUCAAAAUGUCUCGGACUCCAGAAGAAAAAUGCUUGCUUCACCUUCUCGCGACAUCUUGCAUUCACCAUCCGCCACCCCUUCAUACUAUAAUUUGUAUUCUUUCAACUUCUUUCAACUUUGUAAGCUUGUUGCCAUGGCAGUGGCUCAGGAUGCAAGAAGGUGGCAUAGUUUAUUCAGGAGGAUGUAAGAAGCUACCCAGUUGAUAUAACAGAUUCUCCUGAGGGUAAUAGUAUGUUUGUUAGCCGUAAAGGAGAAUUUCAAAUUGCUGGCCAUUUCUUUGGUUGGGAUUUAAAUGGUGUUGAACCCUCAACUGAACUCUUUAUUUUUGAAUGUAUUGAUUGUGUGAGAUCAAACUGAAUAAUAAAGAAAUGCUGUGGAUUGCUUCUAAGCAUUAUUUUAUAAAUUCAA